GUGCCUGGCGCCUACCCAACUCGCCCCUCCUUCGAACAAGACGCUGACAACUACGCCGCCCAUCUCACCCUUUCCCAGGCCGUGCACGCCCGACGAGCCGAAUACCUUCGUCCCAGGCACGUGCGCAUCAAGAUAGGAACAUGGAAUGUCGCCGCACACAAAGGAACGGAGAAGGAUGUUGGCGGUUGGUUUGUUGAGGGCAAAGGCGUUGCAGAGAAGCUGGCUGGCCUCACCGUGGCCGAUGAUGAGACUGGAGAAGGGAAGAGGCGGAACCCUAGGGAAGCGGUGGAUGCACAAGAGGCACGCUACGUACGAAAGGCCUCCACCAUGCCCAAACACGACUCUCCUGCACUGCCGGGCAACGAGGAUGUCGGGCUGUACGUACUGGCACUGCAGGAGGUGGUAGACAUCAACUCCACCACCGAAGCCCUACGACCAUACACCGAUCCAGCCGUGGCAAAGAAGUGGAGAGAGGAGCUGGAAAGCGCUCUGCCCAAAGGCUAUCGCUUCGUCGCGGAACAACAACUCAUUGGGCUGCUUCUCCUCAUCUAUGCCUCCGCUGACGUGGCCGACGAUGUUCGCUUUGUUAGCACCACAAGCGUCGGAACUGGCCUAAUGGGCUACAUGGGCAACAAGGGGGCAACCACUGCACGCCUUGUCCUCGGAGACACCACCAGACUCGUCUUCGUCAACUGCCACUUAGCGGCAGGGGCCGACAAAACCGCCUUGGACCGCCGGAACUGGGACGCGGCGCAAAUCUCCCAACGAACCCGAUUCGACCCCAUCGAACACCUGACCGAAGAGUCCCAGCCUUCCGGCGAGUACAUUUCAGACGCCGAUUUCGCCUUCUGGGUCGGUGAUCUAAACUACCGACUCCAGACCAUUCCCGGAGACGAUGUACGAAGGCUUCUCAUGCUUCACACCCGAAAUGAGUCAAUACAGUCGCUCAAGGACGACUCCGCCACAGACACACGCAGUGUCGUAUCGUCUGCGACACCUGACGAUGAGCUCGACCCAAGCGAAGAUCCGGCCUCACUCCAAACUACCCUCACCUCUCUUCUCCCCCACGACGAAUUGCACCUCCAAAUGAAGCACGGCAAGGCCUUUCACGAUGGCUGGCGAGAGGGGCCCAUUGCUUUCCUUCCCACGUACAAGUAUGACGUCGGGAGUGUGGGCGUCUUCGAUUCCAGCGACAAGAAGCGUGCGCCGAGCUGGUGUGAUCGCAUCCUCUACCGCACGAGACGAGACAAGCUGGCCUAUGACGCCCGUGUCAAGGAAGCACGGGAGGCUAAAAAGAAGGAGGAUGAGAUGCAGGCCAAUGGCACCUUUGCCGUCGCCGACGACGAUGACAUUCUCUACGACUACGAUCCCGAUGCCGAUGGGAUGGAGGGUAAUGACGACUAUGACGAAAAUGACGGCUAUGACGAGACCAACGAUGGAGUGCUGAGAGUGACCACCAAGGAGGGCUUUGACGACGAAAUACGACUGGAAUACUACACGGCGCACCAAAGGGUUCUGUCGAGCGACCACAAACCGUUGGAUGCCGUGUUUUCGCUGAAGUACGACUCCGUCGUCCCCGAACUGAAAGCACGGGUGCACGCGGAAGUUGCAAAGGAUCUCGACAAAGCGGAGAACGAGGGCCGGCCGAAUGUGACUGUCGUAGUCGAUCAGCACGACAAGACGACCGAUGGUUCGCAAGGCGUGGACUUUGGAGACGUCAAGUGGAAUCAGGUCAAACACCGGACGCUGACCAUCGCAAACACCAGUCGGGUGCCGGCGAGGCUUAGUUUCCUGGGAAGGCCGUCCGAUGGUGGUGAGCCCUCGGGCAUUGCUCCGGACUGGCUGCGUGUCAAGCUGAACGAUAUUCUCUUGAGCAAUGUAAGCACAGGAACGGAUCCAAUCACCCUUGUCCCAGGCGAGACGGCGUCGGUUGAGCUGGAAAUCCAAGUGGCCGACCUUGGUUUAGUUCGCGAACUAAAUGACUCCCACAACCACCUAGACGACACUCUCGUGCUUCGGGUGGAAGACGGCAGGGACCACUUCAUCCCCAUGCGCGCCAACUGGCAAGAGACAAGCCUCGGUCGCGCGAUCGACAAACUCGUCCGCAUUCCUGAGGGCGGGAUCAGAAAAUUACAACACCAGCGCCCCGACCGAACCAAGUCUCGCGAUAUACGUUUCUCCGCCCCGCGCGAACUGUUCCGGCUGACAGAAGCCAUAGAAGAGCUUGGGAUCCGGAUCAUUGCCGAGUGGGAUAUGAUUGCUCCAGAAUCCGAGGUGGCGCCUUGGCUACAAUGGCCGGGCUGGCCGUUUGAUCAAACCUGCUGGACAGAAUGGAUGGGCGAGGGAUGGAACCGUGCAAUAAGCGAGGCAUGCGAUGCUCUGGAUUCUGAUCAAUCCCUCACCGCCAGCCUGCCGGCUGGAAUGCCCGCGAUGCAACGCUUGUACGUCCUCGCCAACCUCCUCGUCAUGUUCCUGCAAAGCAUCCCCGAAGGCCUUAUCGAUGAGAACCUAUGGCACCAAAUCGACCACUACUUCGCCGAAAACGACAAGACCAAACGCAAGUCAACGGAAGACGAGCAACGCACUGCCUUGCAAGAGAUAUUGUCGCACUCGCCGAGCCGCAACAUCUCCUUCAUCCUGCUCCUCACGCUCCUCGAGCGCCUCCUGCAAGAAACAGCCAGCACUAGUGCUGCCAAGGAGCCUGCUACGCCCACUUCUCCGCUCGCCAAAGUAGCGGGCGGCACGCUGCAACGAGUAAAGGGCACGUUUGCGAGGGGCUCAGCGGCUUCGCAGGGCGAGCAAGCACGAGCGGCGUUGAGUCGGAUUUUUGCCGGCGUGCUCUUUAGCGAGGCGGCGGGUGAGAGCAAGAAGUCGCAUGGAGUGCAGGACAGACGGAGGGUGGAGAUGUUGGAGCUCUUCCUCCGGAAAGAUGCGACUGGGUAACAUAGCAUCAUUCGAAAUA
Molecule: messenger RNA, 2962 nt
Organism: Neohortaea acidophila
Lineage: Eukaryota; Fungi; Ascomycota; Dothideomycetes; Mycosphaerellales; Teratosphaeriaceae
Product: Endonuclease/exonuclease/phosphatase
Exons: 3
Coding region: 328-2943 (871 amino acids)
Biological process (GO): phosphatidylinositol dephosphorylation
Molecular function (GO): phosphatidylinositol-4,5-bisphosphate 5-phosphatase activity
Source: RefSeq, a predicted model, not a curated record